Dipodomys ordii (Ord's kangaroo rat) is the source of this 2369-nucleotide messenger RNA. It is a transcript of the gene Ccn2, whose product is annotated as connective tissue growth factor. Gene Ontology annotation, molecular function: integrin binding; heparin binding. Lineage: Eukaryota; Metazoa; Chordata; Mammalia; Rodentia; Heteromyidae. The transcript is spliced from 5 exons. Bases 237 to 1286 code for a protein of 349 amino acids. The record is from RefSeq and is a predicted model, not a curated record. Gene Ontology annotation, cellular component: extracellular region; extracellular matrix. Gene Ontology annotation, biological process: cell adhesion; signal transduction.
ACUCUUCCCCGCUGAGAAGAGGCAGCCCGAACAGCUCCGCUCCGACCACCGCCACCCAGCAUCCAUCCCAUCGCUUCCAGCCCGACGGCAGCCACCCCGGCCGACAGACAGCCAAGACAGCCCGGAGACAGCCCGCCCCGCCGGUCCUGCACCCACCUCUCCACCCGCAGAGCCCCUCGGCCCUCCGGACUCGGACCCCACCGAUCGCCCCUGCCUUCCCGCCGCCCAUCCCCACCAUGACAGCCACCGGCACGGGCCCCGUGCGCUUUGCCUUCGCGCUCCUCCUAGCCCUCUGCAGCCAGCCGGCCGCUAGCCAGGACUGCGGCGGGCAGUGCCAGUGCCCGGCGGGCCCGGCCCCGAGCUGCCCCGCCGGCGUGAGUCUCGUGCUGGACGGCUGCGGCUGCUGCCGCGUCUGCGCCAAGCAACUGGGCGAGCUGUGCACCGAGCGCGACCCCUGCGACCCGCACAAGGGUCUCUUCUGUGACUUCGGCUCCCCAGUCAAUCGCAAGAUCGGCGUGUGCACGGCCAAAGAUGGUGCCCCCUGCGUCUUCGGCGGGACCGUGUACCGGAGUGGAGAGUCUUUCCAGAGCAGCUGCAAAUACCAAUGCACCUGCCUGGAUGGGGCGGUGGGCUGCGUGCCCCUGUGCAGCAUGGACGUCCGCCUGCCCAGCCCUGACUGCCCCUUCCCCAGAAGGGUCAAGCUGCCUGGAAAAUGCUGCGAGGAGUGGGUCUGUGACGAGCCCAAAGAUCACACCGUGGUUGGCCCAGCCCUGGCUGCCUACCGACUGGAAGACACAUUCGGCCCAGACCCAACUAUGAUGCGAGCCAACUGCCUGGUCCAGACCACAGAGUGGAGUGCCUGCUCCAAGACCUGUGGCAUGGGCAUCUCCACCCGCGUGACCAAUGACAACGCCUUCUGCAGACUGGAGAAGCAGAGCCGCCUCUGUAUGGUCAGGCCUUGCGAAGUGGACCUGGAGGAGAACAUUAAGAAGGGCAAGAAGUGCAUCCGGACCCCUAAAAUCUCCAAGCCUGUCAAGUUUGAGCUCUCAGGCUGCACCAGCGUGAAGGCAUACCGGGCUAAGUUCUGCGGAGUUUGCACAGAUGGCCGGUGCUGCACGCCUCACAGAACCACCACCCUACCUGUGGAGUUCAAGUGUCCAGAUGGUGAGACCAUGAAGAAGAACAUGAUGUUCAUCAAAACCUGUGCCUGCCAUUACAACUGCCCCGGAGACAAUGAUAUCUUUGAGUCACUGUACUACAGGAAGAUGUAUGGAGACAUGGCCUAAAGCCAGACAGUGAGAGACAUGAACUCUUUAGACCAUCACUUGAACUGAUUCACAUCUCAUGUUUCUGUAAAAACAAAUGAUUUCAGUAGCACCAGUUAAUUUAAAUCUAUUUUUAAUUUUUUUUUCUAACUGCUGGGGGAAAAAUAUCCCACCAAAUUCAAAAUAUUGUGCCAUGUCAUACAAAUAGUACAUCAACCCCAGACACUGGUUUGAAGAUAGUUAAGACUUGACAGUGUGGGACUACAGUAGCACACAGGGCCAGAAUGUAUACUGAGGAAUGGCUACGGAAGCAGUGGAGAUAUCGGUAGCUGUCUAGUAGCAUCACAGAUGCUAUCUCAAAGGAAAAGUGUGCAUGGGAUUUGGAGUGGGAUAGAGGAGGAAUGUUAUAGCAUGCAUAUACACUUGCAUGUAGCUUUAGCAACAACCAGGAUGGUGUUCUCCACUCUCAUGAGGCUGGAUCAACUUGUUCUGUAAGUCAGCACAGUAGAUGCAGCUCUGACAUUCUGAUUUGAAUGACUGUGGUCAGGAAUCAGAAUCCUGUCUAUUAGACUGGACAGCUUGUGGUAAAUUAAUUUGCCUGUAACAAGCCAGAUUUUUUAUUGAUAUUGUGAAUAUUGUGGAUAUAUAUAUAUUUGUACAGUUAUCUAAGUUAAUUUAAAAUUGUUUGUGCCUUUUUGUUCUUAAUGCUUGGAUAUUUCAAAUGUUAGCCUGAAAUUCUGAACACCAUAAAUAGGAUGUGAAAUUUGUCUGAUAAUUCAAAGCCUAAAGUGGAUACUCAAAUGGAAAUUGUAAUCACUUAAGAGUUGACAGCCCAUCAAAGCAGAUGGUUUGAGGACCGCAAGGCAGUGAUAGCCUUUGAAAAGAUUUCUAGCUAGGAAAUGUGGUAGCUUCACUUUUAGUGAACAAAUGGCCUUUACUGAAAAAUGGCUGGACCUGUAUAUCUGGUCAGAUUUCUACCUGGAAGCAUUUAUUUCUACCUUGACUAUGACUGGUUUUUGACAGUUUUGUUGGUUGAGAGUGUGACCAAAAGUUACAUGUUUGCACCUUUCUAGUUGAAAAUAAAGUAUAUAUUUUUUCUAUAAA